Messenger RNA from Moesziomyces antarcticus, 1452 nucleotides. RefSeq names its product alpha-ketoacid dehydrogenase kinase. Gene Ontology annotation, cellular component: mitochondrion. The transcript has a single exon. The coding region runs from base 1 to 1452 and encodes 483 amino acids. The record is from RefSeq and is a predicted model, not a curated record. Gene Ontology annotation, molecular function: pyruvate dehydrogenase (acetyl-transferring) kinase activity. NCBI's taxonomy places the organism in Eukaryota, Fungi, Basidiomycota, Ustilaginomycetes, Ustilaginales, Ustilaginaceae. Gene Ontology annotation, biological process: protein phosphorylation; regulation of glucose metabolic process.
AUGGUCGCAGCGCUGCGCACCGCCCGCGCGCUCCGCCGUCCCCUGGGCCAGGUGCGCACCUUCUCGUCGUCCCACCAUGCCGCCGCCGAGAAGAGGUACUAUCCGCCACCAGAGCCCUUCGUCGGCGGCGAGUCCAUCUCCAUCCAGCCCUCGCCCUUCUCCACCUUUGGCGCCUCGCCCGAUCUGCUCACCCACUAUCUCUCGCUCCAGCCAGCACCACUCACGCUCCGCCAGCUCAUGGCACAGGGCGGCAAGCCUGGCCAGGCGCUCACUCCCGAGCAGCUGCUCUCCUCGGCACAGCACACCCACCGCGAGCUGCCCAUCCGCCUCGCGCGGCGUGUCGGUGGAUUUCGUGCCCUCCCCUUCAUCGUAGGCAGCAACCCGUUCAUCUCGCGCAUCGCCCGUCUGUACGCCUCGAGCUUCGAGACGCUCGUCAAGUUCGGCCCCAUACACACCCAGGACGACAACCGCCGCUUCACCGCCGUCAUCGAGGAUCUCGUCGCCGCGCACGCACAGAACAUCCCCACGCUUGCAAGGGGCUUCCAGGAGUCCAGAAAGUAUAUGGACGCACGCCAGAUCUCGGCGUUUCUCGAUGCCGCCAUCCACUCGCGCAUCGCCAUCAGAAUGAUCGCAGAGCAGCACCUCGCCCUGUCCGCCACAUCCAAUGAUCUACGCCACGUGGCUCCCAAGACCACCAACAACAUCGCCCAAUCGCCGCACAGCCUCGACCCAGAUCUGCCGCCCGAGGGGACCAGCAGCCAGGUCCACCACGACUACGGCUCGCCCACCGCCGUCGGCAUCAUCGAGACCCAGCUCAGCCCCGCACGCAUGACGCGCAUGUGCGCCGCCUUUGUACGCGAUCUGUGCGAUGGCACGCUCGGCGCCGCUCCGCAGCUCAUCCUCGAGGGCGACCUCGACGUGACCUACACCGGUGUGCCCGUCCACCUCGAGUACGUCAUGACCGAGCUGCUCAAGAACUCCUACCGCGCCACCACCGAGAACUUCUUCAAGCACUCGGGCUCCUCCUCCACCGCAGACAUGCCGCCUGUCAUUGUGACAAUCGCGCAGUCGGCCAAUCACGUCUCGCUGCGCAUCCGCGAUCAGGGCGGCGGCAUCUCGCCCCAGAAUCUGCCGCACGUCUUUAGCUACGCCUUCACCACCGCAGGCACCAGCGCCGAGCUCGAAGACGCCGAAGAGAGCGGCGGCGGGCCGUACGCCAUGCAGGCCGUCGGCGGUACCGGCGGCGACGCGCUCGCAGAGAUGGGCAAGAUGGGCCUAGCCUCGGGUCUCGGCACGCUCGCAGGCUUGGGCUACGGUCUGCCCAUGGCAAGGAUCUAUGCAGAGUACUGGAAGAACGGCUCGGCGCUCGACCUCGUUUCGCUCUACGGCCACGGCUGCGACACCUUUGUCAAGUUGCCCCGCCACAUUGAACUCUCCAACACCGUCAUUUGA